Molecule: messenger RNA, 228 nt
Organism: Phytophthora nicotianae INRA-310
Lineage: Eukaryota; Oomycota; Peronosporomycetes; Peronosporales; Peronosporaceae
Exons: 2
Coding region: 1-228 (75 amino acids)
Source: RefSeq, a predicted model, not a curated record
AUGUCGCCGCGCCCGCGCACAAGUAGUCUGCAUGUCGUAGUGUCCAAUCGCAGCCACGCAGUAGUCGUAGGUCGAGGCACGGGCGCCGCCGUGCCGGCGAUCAAGCCCGAGGCACGCAAUGCCCUGGGACGCAACCACGGAAUGGAUGCUCCGUGGGUACGCCCUACUGUCUGUGCGGCACAGAUGUGUCACACAUGUGCACGCGCACGUGCGACAAGGCCCACAUGA